AAACAAAAGGCCUAGAGAAGCCCAAGAACGACAGUGCAAGGAUUGUCGCAAUGCACGAGUGCUAAAAGUGACGCAUUUAUACCAAUCAACUGCGCAGACGAGAGAUCAUCCUGAAGAACAAGUCGUGGUGUGCAUGAAUUUACAGCCAUGACAUUACUGGAAAACCCAAAUUUCACAGGACGAAUUACGAAAGUCAUGAUACCAAGCGGGACCUUACAAAUGCUCCGUCGAGGCGCUAUUGCGAAAGAAUUAGUGAAGGAACAAGGAAACCCUAGCAUUACUCGCAGCCAAGAUCCAUGUUAGCAUUGUGAUGUUAUGAAAGAGCCUUUAGAUACUCUUCAGCAACUUGGAAGAAGUUAAGGACGGUCUUUAAACGUCCAGGAAGGAGUCUCGGAGGCUGUUAACACAGAGCUAAAGGGAGCUUAUGCUAGUGAAGACACAAAUAUAAGUUCUUUUAUCCUUUUUAAUCUGCUUUUACUCCAUUCUUUAGCUUAGGAUGCAAUUGUGUAAUUCUAGCUUGAUGUUUUCUUUUCACAUGUGUUUCUAGAACCCUGACCGGCGCAGGAUAAGUUGCCUUGUUAGGGGGGUAGGUUAACUUCUGCUACUUUGAACAAUUAAAGAUUGCUACUUCAAUUCUUUUGAUCCAGUUAACUUUCCAUGUCACAUGAUUGUUGGAUGAAUCUAGAAUGACAAGACGGUGAACAUGUUAACGGAAGUUCUAGUCAACAAAAUUAAUCACGACAACCGGUCUAUGUGCAUUGACUUCAAUUGAACCAAAGGUGACAAGCGUUGGAGUAAAUGUUGAAGGUGAGAUUUUUCUCCAAAAAAAAAAAUAUUGAAGAUGAGAUCUAGGUGACACUAGAUUGACCUUUUAAAACCAUUUUUUGCGAAUUGAAAGCAAUUUGAAUAUAAACUUCUAUCCGUUGAUUUUUUCCAAACAUAUUUUUCUCUCCAUUUUAGUUUAUUUGUUUGCAUCCAUUGCAACCACGCUUACUUCUUACACGUGGGGAGGUUUGUGAUACAUCUACCUUCCUUAUGGGUAAGACCUUGGAGUAUUCCUAUUCUGGGUUUGAAUUUUAAAACCGUGAUUUAAUAGUGUACUACUAGACCUUGUCUUCUUGCAAAAGAGCCUUAUUCCAAUGUGAUCAGAUAACUAGGGUGAGGUUCCACUGGCCCUACAUUCUGAGGACACUCCUGCAACAAGAAUGAUGUGAAAACCCAUUAGAUAUAGUAUAGAAAUUAUAUGUUCACCAAAGAGAUAAAAGGUUAACCAGUAUUACAUUAUCAUUUAAGCUUACAACUUAUGAGGAAGAUUGUAUUGCCUUAAACAAGGAACUUUCAACAUCUUAGUAUAUCCUUUUGACACAUGUCAAUAUAACUAUCUUUGUUCCUUAGGCUCUAGAUCAGUCUCAGGAACAAGUACUCUUAACUUCUUAUGCAAUUAAGUAUUAAUCUUAGGAAAUCAAAAGCCAGUGAAUAAAGACAAUCCUAUAAUUCUGUUGAAUGUAUAUCUUACAUGAGUUGAGUCUUGAGGGCUUCCUAGAGUUAGGGUAGCUUUCAAGACUUAGAGCGAUUACAAAAAUACUUACAGAUAAUUAUGUCACAUCCUUGCUAAUUCAUUGAAUUUACUUUAUAUAGAUUUAUACAUAAUCAAGCUUCGAUUUCAAGGAAGAGAAGAAAAAUGUAGUAAUAGUUUAUACAAUCACUAUUUCAGACUUUGCAUAAAGAGAAGAGGAUGACCAUCGUCACUAUCUAUUAUAGCUUUAAGAUGAACACAAACGAGACUAUCUGUUUACAAGAUAGAUGCCAUUUGGUUGACAUCAGAAGAGGAUCAAGGCAAACACAAGAGAAUUGGAUGGAUUUAGCGAUUCAAUUUAGAAAUCUUCAAUGGCGAAACACUAUGUUUAGGGUGUUUAAAUGGAAGGCAAGAUUUUCAAGGAAUUGAAUUCACAUCAUGUUUGUCAAGAAAAGUACUAAUCUAAUGCAUCACAUCAUUGGCUUCAAAACGGUGUGCUUUGAUGUUAUAUCUUGUGUGGCCUGAUAAGGCUUAUGGAUCAAGCAAAUGGCUAGGAUUAAACGGAAAAUUGACGUUUUCGUAUCUUUGAUCACGUGAUGCAUCCCAUCUACAUGCCAGUUAGGCUUGAUUAUGUAACUGCUAUGCAAGGACAUUUUCAUUACUCCAAGAAGGGGCUGAAGGAACAGCACGGAACUCCUAUUCGUAACCUCAAAUCUACUUCAGAUUUGUGAUUCUUAGCAACCAAUUUCACAGAUCUCCCUAUGUCUAAGAGGUAUUGCAAGUUCUUUGCUCGUGGAGCAUGUAUCAAAGGGAACCAAUGUGAAUAUUCUCAUGACAGAAAGAAUCCUUCAAUUAAUAUUUGUAGGUUCCAUCAGAAAGGAAUAUGUGCUUUUGGUGGUCAAUGCAAAUAUAAACAUAUCCAAACUUCUCAAGCACAGUCUUCAGAACAUGGAAGCCAGCUCCUAAAUUUUGAUAGACAUGGAAAGAGUAUAAAACUUACGCAUCAAGAUUACCAAAGGAAUUGUGAUGCCAGUGAACCCAGUACUGCUUUACCAUCAAGAAAAAAGUGUUCUUGUGUUCCUGGAGAACGAUGUGUUUACUGUAAAAAGUUCUGCUUGUAUCACUCUGAACCAAAUGAAAAAGAGGAGCAUCUGCAAACUUGUGAGAAAAAGGAAAAUUAUCUUGAGACUUUGAAUAAAAGUCAAGAAAUAGAAUGCAGAAUUUGCUAUGAACGUGUUCUUUCAAAGCCUGAAGGAGAUGAAUGUAAGUUUGGUAUUCUUUCUGAGUGCGAUCAUCCUUUCUGUUUAUCAUGCAUCAGGAAUUGGCGUAAUAGUGCUCCAACCUCAGCAAUAAAGAGAAAUGUGAAGACCUGCCCCAUGUGCCGGAAGUUAUCAUAUUAUGUGAUUCCAAGUAGUAUUUGGUAUUUUACAAUGGAAGAGAAACAGGACAUUAUUGACAACUACAAGACAAGCUGCAAGUUGAUUAAUUGCAAGCUUUUUGACUUCGGAAAUGGAUAUUGUCCCUUUAGGAAUACUUGUUUCUACAGGCAUACUGUGAAGCCUGGUUCAUAUACAUGGAUACACCACAAACCACCGCCACCUCCACUCAGAUCAACUUUUAUGAAUUUGCUUUAUCAAUCUGAUUUGGGAUCAUUCAUUCCUCCAAAUUUGGAGCUUUUCAAUGAUAUGGAUUCAUCAGAGAUGACGCUCAAUCAAUUUGCUCUAUCAGAGAUGCCAGUUGGUUCACGGCAGUCUGAUGCUGGCAUUUCAAAUGAAGAAACUGACCCUUUUAGCUUUAUUGUUAUGUCAGCAGUUUUAGAUUCUAGUUCAGACACCACUGAUUCUGAAGACUUGAAUCUAUUUGAGAUUAUGCCAUUAACUGAUCAGAGUCCGGAUGGUUCAUGGCGGUUUGGAACUGAAGGUUUUGAUGAUCAAGAAACGGAUAUUGUGCCUCCUCCAGCGGAGCAGGGUGGCUCAUCUUUAGCUGAUCCUGAUAUGCCUUCAUCAGAGACACUUGGUAGUUCAAGUUUGUCUGGUCAUGAAGAUCCUGAAGAAUCAAAUAAUGAGGAACGGAAUCCAGUGGAGCCGUAAUGAUGCUGCUGUAUUCUAGUGUGAAAUAAGGGGAAUUGUUAAAUCUUUAGCUCAAACGAGGAGGGAGAGAGAGAUGAGAUUUACUUUUGUUCUGGUGAAUCUCACACAGGUGAGCUUUACCUCUCCAUUUCCUUUUUACUUUUUUCUCAUCGGUUCUAUUGAAUUUUAAUUUACUUAAAAGAAUCUAGAGUGCUAUUAGAUCUAUGAUAAGUUUGCCGUCUUCCUUCUUGUA
Messenger RNA from Prosopis cineraria, 3838 nucleotides. Its product is annotated as E3 ubiquitin-protein ligase makorin-like. Gene Ontology annotation, molecular function: ubiquitin protein ligase activity; metal ion binding. The transcript is spliced from 6 exons. Lineage: Eukaryota; Viridiplantae; Streptophyta; Magnoliopsida; Fabales; Fabaceae. Gene Ontology annotation, biological process: protein polyubiquitination. Bases 2278 to 3606 code for a protein of 442 amino acids. The record is from RefSeq and is a predicted model, not a curated record.